AUGGAGUUUGGAAGAGUUUGGUCCAGAUACCAGAGGACGGUGCUGAUCACCAUGAUGAUGUUCAAACUGGGCUUACUGUGCACAGCUGCAGCAGACGCCUGUUUGUCAUCUCCCUGCAACAAUAAUGCCACAUGUGUUGACCACCUGGGUCACUAUGUGUGCCUUUGCCCCAAAGGACCAAUAUGGUACAUGGGCAAAAACUGUGACGAGCUGUAUGACGCCUGCAUCAAGGCACCUUGUACCAACUGUACCAGCAUACCUGGGACUGAUGAGUUCACCUGCCACUGUCCGGACGGCUUCACAGGGCUCAACUGCACUCAGGAUGUAGAUGAAUGUCAGAGCAACCCCUGCGAAGGUAUCCAGUCCCAUUGUGUCAAUGGAGUCAAUGGCUAUUCCUGCCACUGCCCCCUGGGACUGGGAGGGGAGGACUGCCAGAAUAACGUUACCACUUGUUCAGACAUAACAUGCCAGAAUGCUGGCACCUGUACGGAUGUCCCUGACAUUGGGCACAGGUGCCAGUGUGCUGCUGGUUACCAAGGGAGGAACUGUGAGGAGAACAUAGAUGAAUGCCAGUCUGAGCCCUGUCAGAAUGGAGCCAUCUGUAAAGACGGGGUUAACACCUACCAGUGUUUCUGUGUGCCUGGAUUUCAAGGCUACCACUGCGACUUGGACAUCAACGAGUGUGCUUCCCAACCCUGUCAAUACAAUGGCACAUGUCUGGAUGAGGUGGAUCACUACAGGUGUGACUGCGCUCCAGGCUUCAAAGGGAUUAAUUGCGAGGUGGAGAUCGAUGAGUGCGAGGUGCUUCCUUGCCAGAACGGCGCCACCUGCCAAGACCACGUCGCCACAUACACGUGUGAGUGCAUGGCCGGUUUCCAGGGCCAAGACUGUGAGGUCAACAUUGAUGAAUGUGCCAGCAUUCCCUGUUGGAAUCAGGGCAACUGCAUAGAUGGGGUCAACAGCUAUGAGUGUGACUGUGAGGGCACCGGCUUUGUAGGCGACCACUGUGAUCAGGAUAUUCUUGAAUGUGCGUCCGACCCUUGCCAGCAUGGAGCCACCUGUUUGGAGAGGAUCAACUACUACAAGUGUCUCUGCUGGCCAGGUUAUGAUGGAGAGAACUGCCAGUUGGAUAUGGAUGAGUGUGAGCAGCAGCCCUGUGAAAACGGGGGCGAGUGUUUCCAGCGCUCUGAUAUCCUGAACUACGGUGCGCUACCUGAAUUCAGCAAAGCCAAUUUCAGCUAUGAAGAGGCAGCCGGGUUCAUCUGCCGCUGUCUGCCAGGAUUCACUGGAGACAGCUGCUCAGUCAAUGUGGACGAAUGUGAGUCUUCUCCGUGUCAGCAUGGAGGAACCUGUCAGGAUCUGGUCAGCUCUUAUCAAUGUGUGUGUCCAGACGGCUUCACAGGCGUACACUGUGAGGUGGACAUCAACGAAUGUGACAGCGAUCCCUGCAAGAAUGGCGCCACGUGUGAAGAUGCUGCCAACUCCUAUAGGUGUCACUGCCCCGAGCAAGAGCCGGGCAUGGAGCCUUGGGGUGGGCGAGACUGUGACGUCGGCCUGGUCGGCUGCCAGCAGCACCAGUGUCAACACCAAGCAGGUUGCAUCCCCGUGCUGACCGAUGAUGGAGAGCACAGCUACACCUGCCUGUGUCCCCCUGGCUGGACUGGAGAACGUUGCAAUACCUCCACCACCUUUUCCUUCAACUCUGAGGGCUACGUCCACAUGCAGCUGCCUGUUUCCAAAAACAGGACGAAACGAGAAACCAAGGACCAAGACAAUCACGGGCUCCACAUGCAGCUCCGAUUCAAGAGCACUCUGGCCGACAUGGUGCUUUACUACCGGGGCACCACGGAGCGCUUCGUCUCCCUGGAGCUUGUUGGAGGCUACCUUCAGGCCAGGGUGAAGUCAGGGAAGGUACUGCAGGUAAUUUACCCUGGCCUAGUCAAUGAUGGUGAGUGGUACCAGGCCACUGUGACAAUGGAUGAGAGGCUGGUUCUGGUUGUAAAAGGACCCGGCUGUGAGGAAGACUGCUUGGUGAAAAAUGAGGGCUACAACCAUCUGAUCUUCCUCCAGCUCAGCUCCUUUCAACAGCUGUAUGUUGGAGGGGCACCGCAGGAAUAUUUAGCCCAGACGUCCAGCGGCAGGGGGUUCAUUGGCUGCAUGGAAGACCUUCAAGUUGACCACAAGCUGCUUCUGCCUCAGGACCUCAUCAGAGAGGAGAACCAGGGCUUGGAAUUAGGAUGCAGUAAAAAAGAUUGGUGUCAAGAUGACCCAUGCAUGCAACGUGGGCAGUGUGUGGACAUGUGGGUCCGUCCCAGCUGUCAGUGUCAUCGGCCCUACUAUGGAGACAGCUGUGAGAAAGAGUAUCCAUCCUGGACCUUCGGCCAUGAGAACACCACCAGCUACGUCGGCUUCAACAUCACAGAAACUCAUGGGGACAACUUCACCAUCUCCUUCUUAAUGCGCUCCCUCAAACACAACGGUCUGCUUCUGCAGCUCUGUCGAGAAGGAAAGCCCUACCUGACCAUCUAUCUGAAGGAGGGUACUGUUGCUAUUUACAGCCCUCACACCACACUGCUGUCGGAGGCUAAAUUCGUUACUGACGGCAACAAUAAUUUGGUGACUUUAAAGGUGCAGUAUGGCCAUGUGGUUUUCCCCAAAGCAGGGAAUCACCGCGCAUUAGGAAACGUUAGUAUAGAGGCUGGGGAUGUGGCGUUUGUGGGAGGGCUCCCUGCGGAUAAGAGCAUGAAUGCCUGGGGUGGAUAUGUCAAGGGCUGCCUGCAGGACAUUCGGCUGGACCACAGGCAUCUGACCACUGAGGAUCAUCUGCAGGGGGUGGAAGUUUACCUGGCAAGCACAGAGGAGAAUGUGCUGCCAGGAUGCCAUAGUGAUGACACAUGCAAGGAUCAGCCCUGUUUCAAUGGUGGACAGUGUCAGGUUACUUGGAAUGACUUCAAGUGUACCUGUUCCAUUAAAUACUCUGGCCGACUGUGCGAGACACGUUUGUGGUGCGUCGACAACCCUUGUUUUGACGGAGUUCGCUGUGUGGACCUACAGGAUGGUUAUGAGUGUUUAACUGAAGCCAUUUUUCAGGACAACGCUCUUCAGUAUGUUGCCAGCAGCUCCCUGCUGAGCCCGGUAACCAACAUCACCUUGGAUAUUCGGACACGGGACGAAGACGGGAUCUUGUUGCGGGCCGUCAGCAGAGCAGAAGUCUUCUGCUUGGGUCUUCUCAACUCCUCCCUGCUGGUCAAACUAGACAGCGGGGCAAGUUCAGAGCUCCUGGCCUUCACAAGUGACAGGGCCAUCGCAGACGGAGCCUGGCAUCAAAUCCAGCUGGCUAUGGUCGAUCCCGAGCAGUUAGCAUCCCGCUGGCGCAUCACUGUUGACGGGCAGAGAGUUGGUGGCAGCUUUGGGGUUGGAGGCAACCUCAACUUUCUCAAUGACACCAAAAUCUGGCUGGCCGAGAAUUACACUGGAUGUUUAGGGGAGGUGAGAGUGGGUGGAGUCUACCUGCCGCUUAUAAAUGUACCAGAAGCCCCUCAGAAGAGCCAAUUCUCCAGACUGGGUGGGCAUGAGCCAAUAAUAGGAUGCCAAGGUGCACCGAUUUGUGAUUCCCAGCCCUGCCUUAACCAGGGUGUAUGCCAGGACCAGUUUAAUGAGUUUAACUGCAGCUGCAGUGCAGGAUGGGAGGGGGAGCUUUGUGAGAUGGAGGUUAAUGAGUGUUCUUCACGUCCCUGUGUCCACGGUACAUGUAAAGACCUUCUAGCAGACUACCAGUGUGACUGUGAGCCUGGAUACACAGGGAAAGACUGUCAGGAAGAGGUGGAUAACUGUCGUGAGUUCCACUGCGUGAAUGGAGGAACCUGCAUGGACACGGUGGGAGCUCACACAUGUUCAUGUCCUACUGGCUACGUCGGCAAACGCUGCCAGUGGCGUUUUCCUCCAGUGGCAUGUGAUGCAUACACAGAGUGUCUUAAUGGAGGGGUCUGUAUAGGAGGUAACUCUGGAGGCAACUGCACCUGUAAGCCGGGAUACACUGGUGCCAGGUGUGAGACAGAAAUAGACGAGUGUGAGUCCAGCCCUUGUCUCAACGGGGCCACCUGUCUGGACAGACUCAACCACUUCCAGUGUGUGUGUGUGCUGGGUUUCAGUGGCACAUUGUGUGGGAGAAACAAACAGGAGCAGAAGGAGCGAAUCCCCUGGCUGGUGGUGAUCAUCCCUCUCAUCACCAUGUGUGUGUUACUGGCCAUACUAGUGGUGUUUUGCCUCAUCAUGACAGCACGGAAGAAGCGUCAGUCAGAGGGCACCUACAGCCCCAGCUCACAGGAAGUGGCUGGUGCCAGGCUGGAGAUGGGCAGUGUCCUUAAAGUGCCCCCAGAGGAGAGGCUGAUCUGAGACCUGCAGCCCCGCCUCACUGCCUCACAUCCAGUGGAUGUAUCUAUGUAAAGGGCAGAGAGAACAUGUGCUCUGCAGUGUCACACUAAUGGCAUUCCUGACCUACAAAGAAGCAAUGGAGGAUCAAUCAUUGACUGAUCCUCCACCGUGGAAAACUACUGACCUCGAUGUCUGACAGAUGGACAGGUAAAGACCAGCAGCUGAGAGAGACAGUCUCCUGUUUAAAGACUUAAGAAAAGCCCAAAACCUGUGGGUCUAAAGGAAUGUAUUCACACAGGCUGAAACUCUCUGACACCCUCCAUACAGUCAACUAAGGCCAAGCAAUUCAUAAUUUAUGCUUCAACAAAGCAAAACAUUCAAAACCUUCUUCUGCCAGUUCCACUGCUGAUGCUCUUUUCAUGGAAAGGGAAAGAGGCAUGUGCAGAGGGAGAGGAAACAUUUAAAACCAAUUCUGUCAAACUACAGAGUUUAAUUUGAGUAUAAACUGCACAAUACUAUUAUGGCGUCCUAUCUUCACCAACAUGCCCCUUGUAGUAGUAUUAAAUGACACAUACAUGGAGGCCUCUGUUUUACAUUCCUUUUCUUUUGGAGAUAGACACUAAUUUAAAUCCUGGGUUCAUCUUGUUAGAGGUCCCGUGGUAAUGCUAGUCCUAUGACUUCAUCUCUUCUGCCAUGAUAGAUUUGUCCCCUCCCCUUCCACAUUAAGCAGCAGUUGCAAAAAUCAGCUGAAGAAGGAAUGCAUUUUUGAUUCAAACCUCAUGGUCUCUUUUGCUGAAUCAGAAUAUUGGAAUUCGUACAAUUUUUAAGUUGAAGGCAGUACUCCCUAUCAUGUGACUGCAGGUUUUCAUUCACUCAGUUACUGAGUCAUUUCUCCCUAUUUAAGCUGCCGCAGUCUGUGAGGGAAGAGGACAUCACUGCAGCCUCUGCAGGAGUCAAACACUGUUUUGUUAAUAUUUGCUGUAUUAUAUUGUCAAUGUGCACUAUACAGGCUAACCACUCUGCUGUUUGUUUGACACUGUGUAAGUAUGCUGUGAGUGUUUUAUCCAAGUUGUUGUGUUGUAAAUAUUGUGCUGCAAAACUUCCAAGUCACUGUAUUUUUCCUUUUUUCAAUAUUUUCAAGAGGGAACCGUAUUUAAUUGUAAGGUAGGAAUCCUAUUGGUUUGGUCUCAGGUGUCAUCACUAUUUGUGGAAAUACAUAAAGAGCAUUUUUUUCUUAUUCGCUUUCUUUCCAAGAGUAAGAUAAGAAAAUAAAGAGUCAAAGUAUGGAGUGUAGGCAGGAUGUGGUUAGCCUAGCUUAGCAUAAAAAGGUUUGAGCAGAGAAACAGCUAGCCUGGCUCCGUCCAAAAUUUCACCAACUAAAACCUCUAAUACUCACUGAUUAACACAUUAUAUUUCCUUCUUUUUAAAACAGAGUGAGUAACGUGACUAACGACUUACCUUACUAACGGGACUAACAACCAACGUUACUCAAGUGACUACCAACUCAAGUGACUAAGGACCUUAAGUGGCUAAUGACGCACCUAACUAACGAGUCAGGCGUCGAAAUGUCACAAUUGCUUUUAGUUUCGCAUGAGACAAAAACAGCAGUCUCCUGGAUGUUAUUCCUUUGUUUGUUUGACCACACUUCCAGACUGCCCUAAGCUCCUGUCAUCCACUUAUACUGCAGACGGGGUUUACAAUGGAGUCAGUUGAAAGCCUGGUGCAUUGCAUACAGCCGUUAAAGGAGGCGUUUGUGCAUUGAUUUCCUGUUCCAAGGGGAACAGGGCAACUGAUUGUAUUUGAUGAGUAUCCAGAGACAACUGGUUGAAAUCAAGUUCCAGCACCCAACUCCCCCUAAAACCACAGUUGUCCCUUUAUGGUUGUCUCAGAUUAAUUAAAUAAGAUACAUGUUGAGCACUUCACAGGUGUUUUUAGCCAUAUUUCUACACUUUGGACAGAGCCAUGCAAGCUGUUGCACCCUGCUUCCAGUCUCUAUGCUAAGCUAGGCUAAGCACAUCGCAAACCUAGCCUCCUACUGAAAGAGACUGAUAUAAAUCUCUUCAUCUGACUGUCAGAAAGAAAGUCAAUAAGUGUAUUUCCUCAAAGCUUGAACUAUUUAUCUAAGUUGUCUUAUGUAUAAAACAUUGUCAAGUCACCAUUUUCCAUACUCUAAUCCUAUGGAGCUGUUUCAUACAAACCUGUAUUCUAGCUUUGGGAUAAUGUUUCACAAAUAUACUUAACAGACGGCCCUUUUAUACUUAUAGACCCUUAAAGUAAUUUAAACAUUACUUUUUUGAUUUAAGAAUUCUUACUUAACUCAGAUUUAGGCAUGAAGUUCUAAUACCACUGUACUCAUAUUUGUACUCCAGGAAGUCCCACUGCUCACUUGCCUUUCAUUCUGUACCCACCGGUGCUGCUAACUUUACUGAACUUCACCAGGAUGCUUUUAACUAAAGGUGCUGAUGUGAUAUCAAUUCAGACUGACCCACUGUACCGGUUUCAUGUCAAUAAAAAUAGAACAGUUUCUGAAAGGGAACUGGCAUGCAAGUCCCCGCUGAAUAUGAAUUAGAAAGACUCUGGUCAUAACUACUGAUUGUAGUAAUAAAUUAACUUUUAAAUGGGUGAAACGUAAGACGAUUUGUAAUGAAUUUAAGGUCAUCUUGCCUUGUUCAACUGACCCAAUAUUGCUCACAUGUGGCUGAUUAGAGACAUUAUCAUGCCAAAAGUAUGUCCACAUACU
Molecule: messenger RNA, 7114 nt
Organism: Anoplopoma fimbria (sablefish)
Lineage: Eukaryota; Metazoa; Chordata; Actinopteri; Perciformes; Anoplopomatidae
Product: protein crumbs homolog 1-like
Exons: 13
Coding region: 1-4395 (1464 amino acids)
Biological process (GO): heterophilic cell-cell adhesion; establishment or maintenance of epithelial cell apical/basal polarity
Cellular component (GO): protein-containing complex; plasma membrane
Molecular function (GO): calcium ion binding
Source: RefSeq, a predicted model, not a curated record